Messenger RNA from Arxiozyma heterogenica, 1839 nucleotides. It is a transcript of the gene BNI5, whose product is annotated as Bni5p. Lineage: Eukaryota; Fungi; Ascomycota; Saccharomycetes; Saccharomycetales; Saccharomycetaceae. The record is from RefSeq and is a predicted model, not a curated record. The transcript has a single exon. Bases 1 to 1839 code for a protein of 612 amino acids.
AUGGGAUUAGAUACCGAAAACAUUAAGAAACGUCUUUCUCAGUUAGAAUUAGAUGUUAAACAAAUGAACCAAAUGAUUGAUGAAAAUUUGGAUAUUAAUGAAACAACUUUAGAUAGUGCAAACGAGGAUGAGCAUAUUUUAAAUGGUGAAUUAGAUGAUAAUAACGUUGAUGACACAAGUUUGCAUGAAAAAGGUGAUACCUAUAGCCUGCAGUUAGAAGACAAUGGGAAUAAGGGAAGAGAUAUAAUUGACAGUGAAGGUAAAAAUAUUAAUAUAGAGAAUAAAAAUGAAACAGAUAAGGAUAAUAUAAAAGAAAGUACUUCAAAUCAAAGUUAUUUACAAGAAGAAAUCUUAGAAGCAAUUGAUAAUACACAAAAAUCCUUCGUUGAAAAUGCACCACACGAAUCAACAAAUGAAGGUGAAAUAAAUAAUUUAACAAGCAAAGAUACUGCUUUUACUGGUGAUCAGGAUACAAUAAAAGAAAUGUUAUCCAAAGAAAAGAGUGAUCAAAAACAAGAAACAAUUUCGGAAAUAGAACACGUGUCAAUUGAACAAGAGCAGAUUCAGGAAUUCAAUAAGAUUUCCAAUGCUAAUUCUACUAUUUUUUUUGAUAAUAAUGAUGAUAGAAUACAAGUAAAUAUGCAAGGAGAAUCGCCAAUCCAGCAUAAAUCUUCUAUAACAGACCUUUUAAUUAAUGAUCAAGAAACUGCGCAAGAGAAUAAUGAUGAUAACACUAACGACAAGAAAAAUAAGAUCCACAAUAGUGUUGACGUGCAAGAAGAUACAUUAAAUUCAAAUCCAAAGCAUGGAAAAGAAAAAGAUAAUGAAGCUGAGAUAGACGAAAACAUGCAUAAUGCUUCUAAAGAUGAUGACAGUACUAUACCUUCGGAACAGAUUGAGCAACAUCCAGUUGACAUUAAUAAACAAGGCUCACUAGCUGAAGUAGAAAGAGAACAAGAUAUCGGUAAACAAGAAAUAACAGACUCUCAACCUAUUAACAUUCACCAAACUGAAGAUACUAUUGCUACAAGUGAACCACAAGAAAAUGAACAAGUGACCGAUGAUAACAAUGAUAGUGAAAAAACUAAACCUAGAGCAAUGAUUUCAGAAGAUAAAAAUGAAGAUGAAUGGGAAGAUAUAAAAGAGGAAAAUGUCUGUGAAAACAAUGAAACUGUUAAUGAAAUGGAAAGCAUGUCCACUGGUGAUAACACUGGCAUAAAACAACCAUCUGCAGUUAGAUAUGACCUAUCUUUAAAUGAUGAUAAGAUUAUUUUACCAAAGCAUACUAAUGGUAAAGAUAUUACAAUUGCUACUUGUGAUAAUAAUACUAGUAGUAUAUCUGAAUCUACCAUGUUCAAGAACGAAAAUAUAGAAGAUAAAUCUAGUCCAUCAACUGUUACAGUAGAAAAGAGAAAAACUACGAAUCCAUUCCGUGUUAUCUCCGUAAGUAGCCCCACUUCUACAUCUAGUUCAAGGGUAAAUUCUACAUGCAGCAACCAUUCAUCGCACUCAAGUAGAAAAUCAUCGUCUUUUCAAAAGGAUACUAAUUACAAUGCUAAUGCCGAUGAUAGUAUUAUGAAAUUACAAAACCGUCACGAAUAUUUAAUGGAAAAAUGUAUCAAAUUAGAGAAAGAGAUCAAAUAUCUACGUCAAAUGGAAAGUCAAGGUUCAUUGACUUUAGAAGAUGGUAAAAAAUUAAAUAGAGCAAUUAAUAAAUUACAAGAAUACUUAGAUCGUAAAACCAAAGAACGUUAUGAAAUUGGUGUACUUCUAAGUAGAAAUUUGAGACGACAAAUUAAUCGUGGGGAAAACGGUGAAUUUUGGAUUGGUCGAAAAUAA